GUCUGCGUACGGAGUACAAGUUUAAUCAUUAUCGUCCCAGACCGUCCGAACAUGGUCAAUUCUUUGUCCUCUUAACAAUGUCUAGCUUGCGAAUCCUUUCGCGAAAUUACCCUGAACGUACUCUAGCUCUGGCCACUAGCGACUACGUCCUAAUUUUCAAGCAUAGCUCUACAUUUUCCAAACCUAGCACCCAACGGCGAACUGAUGCACCACGUUGUUUAGUUGAAUUUGCUAGUCAGUCAGACGUAGAUUUGAGCAGCUAUCGAAGACUUGGCGAUGGAUACGGCACUCUUGGAUUGAUCACUCUUGGAGACGAGGUGUUUCUUUCCGUUGUCACUGCCCGCUCCAAAGCCGCAACGAUCAGGCCGGGGGAGAAUAUUUCACGAAUCGACAACGUGGACUUCUUCUGUCUGAAUCACUCGGAUUAUGAGGAUGGCUUUGACAACGAGUUGGGAUCGUCCCCUGCAACCGACGACCUAUCGCAGAUCGCUGGCCUGGAUGCCAAAGAGCUGGUUGCGGAACAUCCCUUUUUAGCUCUGAAAAAGCUUCUAAGUGACGGUAGCUUCUACUAUAGCCUUGAUUUCAACUUGACAGACAGGCUACAGGACCGGUGAGAUGAUGGCGACGCGAAAUGCGCAAGGGUUCAAACCUAGCUGACAUAGUGUCAGCUCGGACAAGUCGGCAACUUUCGACAUUGAGUCUCUCGAUGAAGACAUGCUUUGGAAUUCCUACAUGAUCCAUCCACUCCUUCUAUUUAGGAGUCAUCUAUCGCCUUCCGAAAAACAGCAGCUAGAUUCAUGUCAGAUCCUGACAUGUGUGAUAAGGGGUUUCUCCAGUACCCUAACCAUUCCGGCGUCCGUCCCUAUCUUGCCUCAUUUGAAAACUCGUUACCCUUCUACGCUAAGCAUAAUAUCACGACAGUCCUCUCGACGUGCUGGAACAAGGUUCAAUUCCCGCGGCAUCGAUGAUGAUGGCAAUGUCGCCAAUUAUGUUGAGACCGAAACAGUGCUCUGGAUGCCGCCUGGUAUCACCUUUUCUUAUGUCCAGGUUCGUGGAUCAGUGCCUAUAUUCUGGGAGCAGGCAACAGGGUUCCUUCCUGGCCAACAGAAAAUCGACGUGACCCGAUCUAGCGAGGCAACGCAGCAUGCAUUCGACAAGCAUUUCGAGGGGCUUGAAUUAGAGUAUGGCGCAAUACACGUGGUUAACCUCCUCAGUGAACUGAAGCCCGCGGAAUCCGAGCUUUCGGCAAAGUACCGAGAGCAUAUCAGGAAAAGCCCCCUCAACCAAAGGAAAGGGCUCUCAGACCAUGCACUCCUACGUGCUACGGAGUUUGAUUUCCAUGCAGAAACGCGCGGCCCGUUGGGAUAUGGAGCUAGCACCCUCGUCAAGCAUGAAAUAUCACAUUCUAUGGAUGGCUUUGCAUUCUUCUUAUCCGAGAAUGGCUCUGCAAUAAGAUUCUCAAAUGAAGGCCAGGCAUUACCCAUGGGCUCUUCUACUGUUCUUCAACAGGAGGGUGUCUUUCGGACUAACUGCUUGGAUUGUCUUGACAGGACUAACCAUGUACAAAACAUCAUCAGUUCAAUGGCCCUUGAAUCAUUCUUCCUCCAACAGGGAGCCACCUUGGGCCCUGAUGUACAGCUUAGACAUUCGACUCUCUGGGCUGAUAACGGAGAUGCACUGUCUAAGAUAUAUGCCGGUACAGGGGCUCUGAAAAGUUCAUUCACACGUCAUGGAAAGAUGUCAAUAGCUGGCGCGCUUGCAGAUGCUCGCAAAACCGCCACUCGACUUUAUGUCAAUAACUUUUCAGACAAAGCGCGGCAAAAGACGAUCGAUCUUUUGUUGGGGCGUCUUACGGACCAACGAACCGUACAUCUUUAUGACCCGGUUAACGACUUGGUUUCGACGGAAUUAAACCGGCGGGCGUCAGAAUACUCUUUUACCAAAUCGAUCAAAAUUUGGACUGGAACGUUCAAUGUGAACGGGCAGCACCUGGGAGCAGAUGUCGAUCUGACGGCAUGGCUGUUGCCAGAGCUUGGAACUAACGACCCCAUGAUAUUCGCUGUCGGAUUCCAGGAAAUAGUUACGUUGAGUCCCCAACAAAUAAUGUCUACUGACCCUUCCACUCGUAAGACCUGGGAGGCCGCGGUUGGGAAAUGCCUGAAUAGCUCUGCGAGGUCCAGAGGAACCGCGAAGUAUGUCCUCUUACGAAGUGGCCAACUUGUUGGUGCUGCCCUGGUAGUAUUUGUGAGAGAAGAUGUUUUGAAGGAGAUAAAAAAUGUUGAAGGGAGUGUGAAAAAGGUGAGUGAUAACUUCGAGUCUACCGCGGCUUGUCUCACUUCCGUCACCAGACAGGUCUUUCCGGUAUAGCCGGCAAUAAGGGAGGUUGUGCCAUUCGCUUGGAGUAUUCCAACACUCGAAUCUGCUUUGUUACCGCGCAUCUCGCUGCGGGGUUUGCCAAUUACGAUGAAAGAAAUAGGGACUAUGAAACCAUAUGUCACGGGCUGAGAUUCCAGAGAAAUAGGUCGAUCGAUGACCACGAUACCAUCAUAUGGCUGGGGGAUUUCAAUUAUCGAAUCGGCCUCGAUAACCACAAUGUUAGGGAGCUCGUGCGGCAGCGAGAUUACCAAAAGCUUUAUGACAAUGACCAGUUGAACCUACAAAUGGUCAGCGGGCGGGCUUUCCAGUUCUACACGGAAGGGCCCAUCUCCUUUCCUCCUACUUACAAAUAUGAUAUCGGGAGAGAUGACUAUGACACGUCGGAGAAAGCGCGCAUACCAGCUUGGUGUGACAGGGUGCUGUGGAGAGGAGCAAACCUCCAUCAGGUAAACUACAAUGUUGCAGCUCUACGAUUUUCAGACCAUCGCCCAGUCUGGGCCACCUUUCUUUGCGAAAUAAGCACCAUCGAUGAAAAUGCAAAGAGCAAGCUCAGACACACUCUUUAUCAUCAGAAACGGAGCAACCACGGUGAUAUAGUCGGGGAAAGUUUAAGGCUAGAUGAUGAGGAACUUACUACCUUUGAUUCUGCUACGCCAGGGCUUCCGCCGGCCAGCUCAGACCAUCAGAAGUGGUGGUUAAGUCACGGUAAGUCUUUUGCUUCGGGCCGAUUGAGUUAUCAUGUCCGAAAUUUACCUCCUGCUUGUUGUUUGUUUUCAUACCUCGACUUCUAACUAACUUGGUGAUAAAAGGUGCUCCCGUGAAGUCGAACGUGAAGCCCCCUGAUGAUGGAUACAUCCUCAAUAGCUAUCGUACUUCCAAUCCUUUCUCGCCAGAUAGCAACCCAGACUGGGUCGUUGGGCUUCAGCAAGAUGGAUCUGCAUCCAGACCUCUACCACCUCCAAGGACGAAUGUCUCAAAACCCCAAAACCAGCCAAGGUCGAACAGCGGCACGAGUGGAAGUAACUUAGAGAGACUGGAACGUGAAGACAUGGCUGCUACGCACAGGAGCCUAUCACGCAAUACGAAGGCCACCCCCCCUAUUCCACGAAAGCCUGUCUUGCUUGCCACGGCCCUUGGACAACAGCAUGGGGGCAGUUUGAAAUCCAGUGGUCUUAAUUCGGGAGAAGAUGCAGUGCAUGGAUCUGGCAGCAUUUUGGACGAUACACCCGAUGCAACAAUCGACUGGAAACCUCUUCUGCCUCAGUGACCUUGAUUCCGUUCGGACAAUACUCGACCGUGACCACACAUUAUCACUAGUCUACAAAUCCUUGGUUUACGGGGCAUGCUUAUGCGAAUGUAAUCUUGAGAACCCCGUAUUUAACUGAACGUAUA
Molecule: messenger RNA, 3768 nt
Organism: Aspergillus melleus
Lineage: Eukaryota; Fungi; Ascomycota; Eurotiomycetes; Eurotiales; Aspergillaceae
Gene: syj1
Product: Inositol-1,4,5-trisphosphate 5-phosphatase 1, variant 2
Exons: 4
Coding region: 715-2367 (550 amino acids)
Biological process (GO): phosphatidylinositol dephosphorylation
Cellular component (GO): membrane; endoplasmic reticulum; cytoplasm
Molecular function (GO): phosphatidylinositol-4,5-bisphosphate 5-phosphatase activity; phosphatidylinositol-4-phosphate phosphatase activity; phosphatidylinositol-3,5-bisphosphate 5-phosphatase activity
Source: RefSeq, a predicted model, not a curated record